GGCUCUUUUCGUCCGGAUAACACUCGGGACUCUUUUCCCCCGGAAGCGGAGCCGGAGUUUUCCCGGCCCCUGCCCGGCCACAGGAAAAGCUGUUCUUCCUCCCCUGGAAGGCCACAGCGCCGCUCUCCAGCCUCCGUGAUUUAUGUGUGACUCGGAGCAGAAUGGAUCGCUAUCGAUACUUCAUCUUCAACCAGAGGAACAUGGUGGUGCUGGGGAUGUUCCAGAUAGCCCUCAGCACGGUGUGCGUCGUCAGCGGGUUCAUAGAUGGCAUUUUCAGAACAGAGUCUCAGCUGGGCAGAACCAGAGCUCCAAUUUGGGCUGGGAUGGUGAUGGGAGUCCCAGGCGUGCUGGCUUUGUUCUCCUCUCAGAGGAAGAAUCCAAUCCUUGUGAAUGUACUGAUAGGUGCUUCCAUAAUCUCUUGUGUUGCCAUCCUCAUCGUAAUAGGUUAUAGCUCCUUCACACUGAACUAUGGUGAAGAGGAGGAGCUGAGUUCUGCCCCAGUCCAUGUUAUCCAUACUAGGUUCAUACUCAGUAAGGUGGUCAAGGGUGCUAACAUAGCCAUGCUGGCUGCAUCUAUCUGCAGUGCCUUUUUUGUGCUGGCCAUGGCUUACUUGGGGUGCCGGAGCCUUCCACGCUGCUCCUGCUACGACAGCGUGACUGGGAUGGAAUGGUUGCAACCUACCGAGGACCAAAAUCAGGCUGUGGAAAUGGUUUGUGCUGUACAAAGCUCUGGGGGCAGAAUUUUUAGCUUCCCAGAUCGGUUUCCAGCCCAGGAUGUGGAUGCAGAGGAAGACACAUCCAAACCUCCACCAUACACCAGACUGACUUGAGAAAGUGGUUGAACAUUUUGUUCAAACGUGGCAAGAGAGAUGUAACAAGCUCUUAAUCUUUAAAGAUGGUUAUGCACUUUUCCUUGGCCUCUUGAAAAACACACACAGGAAGAGAGAAGUAUUGAAUGCCAAACAUUCAGCAGAGAGCACAGUGCAGAGGAGAAGAUCCGCAGGUGGUUUUGGACAUUCAGACUUUGUAUGGUUAAAAUACCUCACUGCCUCUGGAAAGCGUGAGCAUUUUUUUCCUCUGGCUUUUGUACUGAAAUCAUGUUUUAUUUCACUAGAACUCAUCAUGCAAUUUGUGUAGCACU
Pipra filicauda (Wire-tailed manakin) is the source of this 1141-nucleotide messenger RNA. RefSeq lists its product as uncharacterized. NCBI's taxonomy places the organism in Eukaryota, Metazoa, Chordata, Aves, Passeriformes, Pipridae. The transcript has 7 exons. Gene Ontology annotation, cellular component: membrane. The record is from RefSeq and is a predicted model, not a curated record. Bases 162 to 830 code for a protein of 222 amino acids.